Molecule: messenger RNA, 3824 nt
Organism: Gossypium raimondii (Peruvian cotton)
Lineage: Eukaryota; Viridiplantae; Streptophyta; Magnoliopsida; Malvales; Malvaceae
Exons: 26
Coding region: 257-3556 (1099 amino acids)
Biological process (GO): endocytic recycling; retrograde transport, endosome to Golgi
Cellular component (GO): EARP complex
Molecular function (GO): SNARE binding
Source: RefSeq, a predicted model, not a curated record
UCCUUCCGUUGGAGCUUCAAAACUCAACUGCUCACUAUUUUUCACCGCGAAAUUUCAACCAAACAGUCCCUAACCCGCAAAAAGAAAACCAAAAUCAAAACCAAAACCAAAACCAAAAUCAAACCUAAUCUUACUCGGUUCCUGAAACCUCCUUCACUCCCCAUCCGAUCCCAAAAAAGAAAGCAGAUCUCUAUAGAAGAAAAGAAAAGUCGUUGCGAGGCGGUGAUGUUUGUUCUCGAUCUGGAGUUGAAAUGAAAUGCAGCAGCCGCAGCCGAAUCUGUUCCCCUUCGGCAGCGUUUUUGGCAAUCCUUUUCUGUUGAAUGCCGGCGUUGGCGAUUUAAGUGACGCUGGAUUUGAGAGCUCUAGGUUUUUCUUCUUGGUCCCGUUUUUAUUAUUUCAAGGCGGUGGAAUGGAUUUCUCCAAUGUGGGGGAAAAAUUCCUCAGCUCCGUACGUUCCGCCCGAUCGCUUGGUCUCUUGCCUUCCGUUUCUUCUUCUGACCGCCCCGAGGUUCCUGCCCGAGCUGCAGCAGCAGCUGCUAUUGCUCGUGCCCUUGCAGGAUUGCCUCCUCAUCAGAGAUAUAGUUUUCCCUCGGCUUCCGAAGAACUGAGGUCAAUAUAUGGAAGCAGACCUCAAAGUCAAGUAGUUGAGGAGCUGGAGGAAGACUUCUAUGAAGAGGAGUUUGAUCCAAUAAAACACAUCCUGGAGAAUAUUCCUUCUGAAGAAAUUGAUCUAGAACAUUUUGAGAAACAGGCCACUCUUAGAUUAGCACAACUGGACAUAGUAGCAGAACAGUUAUCCCAUCGUGUCAUGGAGCAUCAUGAAGUAAUGGUGAAGGGUAUGAAUUUGGUCAGGGAAUUGGAGAGAGACUUGAAGGUUGCAAAUAUCAUCUGCAUGAAUGGAAGGAGGCAUCUAACCUCAUCGAUGAAUGAGGUUUCAAGGGACCUUGUUGUGAAUACUGAUUCUAAGAAGAAGCAAGCUCUUAUGGACUUGCUUCUAGUAUUGGCUGAACUUCUUCAUGCACGGGACAUGCAAAUAUCUCUUGAAUCCCUUGUUCAGGAAAAUAAUUACUGCAAGGCAUUUCAAGUACUAUCCGAGUAUCUACAAGUACUUGAUAGUUUCUCAGAGCUCUCAGUUAUACAAGAGAUGAGCAAUGGUGUUGAGUUUUGGCUAGGAAGAGCUCUUCAAAAGCUGGAUUCACUCUUGUUAGGAGUGUGCCAGGAGUUUAAAGAAGAAGGCUAUUUAACUGUGGUUGACGCAUAUGCUUUACUAGGAGAUGUCUCUGGUCUUGCUGAAAAGAUGCAAAGUUUUUUCAUGCAAGAAGUUAUCUCAGAAACUCACUCUGUUUUGAAGAGUAUUGUUCAUGAGGAUCAAGAUGCACAUUUGCAAAAUAGUAGACUCACCUACAGUGAUCUAUGCCUUCAGAUACCUGAAUCUAAGUAUAGGCAGUGUUUAUUAAAAACACUAGCUGUCUUGUUCAAAUUGAUUUGUUCUUAUCAUGAAAUCAUGAGCUUCCAGCUGGAGAAUGAGGCUUUAGAGUGCCCAUCAACAAAUGCCAAAUUGAUGGAAGACAGGACACCAGGUUCAUCUUCCUUAGAGGAGUCUACAAGAUCCACUUCCUCAGCUGAUAUAUCUGAAGGGACCUAUUAUGGAAAUGUAGAAUCCCAUCAACCAGUUUCUGAGGGUAGAAAUGGUGAUGGUGCGACAUCAAGCAGUGGGUCUCCAUGGUAUCAUCUAAGGAAAGAAGCCAUAGCUUUUGUGUCACAAACCCUGCUGAGGGGACGGAAGAAUCUUUGGCAACUUACAACUAGCCGGGUACUAGUACUGCUUUCUUCUUCUGCUGCUUCUACAAGCAUACAUCAAUUUUUGAAAAAUUAUGAAGAUCUUAACACAUUCAUCUUGGCUGGGGAAGCCUUCUGUGGAGUUGAGGUAGUUGAAUUCAGGAAGAAAUUGAAGGGUGUUUGUGAAAACUAUUUUUCAGCAUUUCAUCAGCAAAAUAUAUCUGCACUUAAAAUGGUUUUAGAGAAGGAAACUUGGCUUAUAUUGCCACCGGAGAUGAUGCAAAUAAUUAGUUUUGCUGGUCUAGUAGGUGACGGGGUACCUUUUAUUGUAGCAUCUGAUGGUAACUCCUCUAAGCCUAGGGUACUUCACACUGACAAAUCAGCAAAAAAAAUUGACAGAGUUGCCAAGAAGAGUGGAUUUUCUUCUUGGGUUAGAAAUGGAAAUCCAUUUUUGCUAAAACUAAGUGGUAGUGCCAAAGAAGCUAAUGAUUGCUCCCCGCUUAGUGGAGCAACCUCUGGUGAAUACGAGGGAAAUGUUCAUAAUCUUCUUGUUGAUAUUGUCUCUUCCUGCAAUGGUGAUGUAAACCAUAUCAAUGGCUCCAAUUCUAUAUCAGAAGAGGAAAAUGAGGAUUUACUUGCUGACUUCAUUGAUGAAGAUAGCCAACUCCCUAGUCGAAUAUCACAACCCAACUUUCCAAGAAGUCGCUCUUUGCAUUUCAGUAAUGAUGAGUUUACAGCACAAACUGGAUCAUCUGUUUGUCUUCUAAGGUCAAUGGAUAAAUAUGCAAGGUUGAUGCAGAAACUUGAAAUAGUAAAUGUUGAGUUUUUCAAGGGCAUAUGCCAGUUAUUUGAGAUGUUUUUCUAUUAUUUAUUUGAAGCCUUUGGUCAGCAAAACAUGGGUUCAAGUGGAAAGGCCGACUCUCUUACUUAUCGGUUAAAGAGAGCCUUAUCAAGAAUAACAGUGGAUUGUGAUCAGUGGAUCAAAAGUCCAUCAGGAUCCUUAUCAUCUACAUCUGCACAUGCAGAUGUGACACGUACUGCUCCUCAAAGUUCAAAUUUUGGUCAUGCAGCAGGCGUGUCAUUUGGUCUAAAGGAAAGAUGUGCUGGUGCUGAUACUUUAGCCCUUGUUUCUCGUAUAUUGCAUAGAUCUAGAACUCAUCUCCAAUCAUUGCUGCUUAAGAGUAAUACAGCUAUAGUUGAAGAUUUCUUUGAACUCGUGGUGGAUUCAGUUCCAGAUCUUACAGAACACAUACAUAGGACAACCGCAAGAGUACUGCUCCACAUUAACGGGUAUGUUGAUCGAAUUGCUAAUGCAAAAUGGGAACUGAAAGACCUUGGGAUGGAGCACAAUGGGUAUGUGGAUUUGUUGUUAGGAGAAUUUAAGCACUAUAAAACAAGGCUUGCUCAUGGGGGAAUUCACAAGGAGGUUCAAGACCUUCUCUUGGACUAUGGGCUUGAAAUUGUUGCAGAAACUCUUAUUGAAGGUCUAUCACGAGUGAAAAGAUGUACUGAUGAAGGACGAGCUCUCAUGUCAUUAGACCUUCAGGUUUUAAUCAAUGGCUUGCAACACUUUGUCUCCUUGAAUGUGAAGCCAAAGUUACAGAUCGUUGAAACUUUCAUCAAGGCUUAUUAUCUCCCUGAAACUGAAUAUGUACACUGGGCACGAGCUCAUCCUGAAUUCAGCAAGAAUCAAAUUGUGGGAUUGAUAAACCUUGUUGCUUCAAUGAAAGGUUGGAAAAGAAAAGCCAGGUUGGAAGCGCUAGAAAAGAUUGAAUAAACAGGUACAUAGCCUUGGAAUUACAACUUAAAGUUUCACUUUCAUAAAUUGAUUUUUUUGGUCUUUAUAACAAAUUGAUAUGUAUAUCUAAUAGUUUCUGGAUUCCUGUUUCUUAAAUUGAGUGCAAUUGGGGUUUGUGUAUCUUCAAAAUGUCACUGUUUAUAAUACAAAGAGUAAUGAUGUCUAAUGUAAUCUUGAGUAACACUUUCUGCUAAAUAAUGAGUUUACUUUUAAGUAUGGAAGCUCAAGGAUAUUUUUUCCCUUAAAA